Molecule: messenger RNA, 3488 nt
Organism: Xiphophorus hellerii (green swordtail)
Lineage: Eukaryota; Metazoa; Chordata; Actinopteri; Cyprinodontiformes; Poeciliidae
Gene: basp1
Product: brain abundant, membrane attached signal protein 1
Exons: 2
Coding region: 222-1022 (266 amino acids)
Source: RefSeq, a predicted model, not a curated record
AAAUCUUUUUCUUCUGCUUUCAGACGAACAGAUUUGACUCCUUCCCUCCCAACAGGUAGAAUCUCAUUCAGCUGCUGCAGGAGUGAAAAUUAAUUCACAUUCCGGUCAAUAUAACUGCUUUCAUAGUUUCACUGAAACUGUUGCGAAGUUAAAAUGCAUGAAUCACAAACGAGGAGCGCAGAGACAAACACAGUCCGCUUCCUCAAACGGUGAAUUUUUACAUGGCGCUUUUGCACAUUGGCCGCGCGUGCACGUGCGAUCGGGAUGCGUGUGCGCGCAGGCGGAGGACCGCCGAGCUGCAGCCGAACGGUGAAGCAGGCACAAGCCGCCGAGCGCGCAGGGAGAGCCGCAAACUGAGACUGAGGAGCGCAGAGGGAGCGUCAGAACUUCAGUCCGCACGAGGCCAGAGAGUUAAAAUGGGAGGCAAGCUCAGCAAAAAGAAGAAGGGAUACAAUGUAAACGACGACAAGUCCAAAGACAAAGACGCCCAGGCGGAGGGCGCCUCGGCCGAGGAGAGCGAAGCGCCGAAGGACAAGAAGGACGAGGCCCCUGCGGCCGGCGAUGCUAAGGAGGUAGCGAACGACACGGCGGCCAAGGAGACGCCGGCGGCGGACGCCGCAGCGCCGAAGGACGAGGAGAAGAACGCCGCUCCCGCCGCCAAGGAGUCGGAAAAACCUGCCGCCAACGCCGAGCCCAAAGCAGAGGCACCGAAAAGCGCCGACGCUGCCAAGGCUGACGACAAACCGGCCGCGGCCAAAGAGGAGCCGGAGGCGAAGGCCGCGGCGCCCGGAGCUGCAGCCGAGAGCAAAGGGGAGGCCGACGCCAAAAAGACUGAGGCCCCCGCUGCGCCGGCGGCCAAAGCCGAGGCGGCCCCGGCGACCUCGCCUGACCCUAAGCCCACAGAGGCAGCGGCUCCCGCGGCGACCAAAGAUGGCGCCGCUGCACCUAGUUCUACACCAGCCGCCGACGCUGCGGCCAAGGAGGCGCCGAGCAAGGAUCAAACCGUAGCAGUUCAAGAUUAAUGGACAGCUUCUUUUCCAAAACGAAGAAACAAAUGACCUAACAACGAUGACAAAGAUUUAAAAAUGAAAUUACUAGCCCGCCCAUAUUAUUAUGAUAACAAUAAUAAUAAUAAUUGUAAUGAUGAUAAUGAUGAUUUGUUGAAUAAGGAGGACUGGAGACGUUUCCCACCAAUGCGUAUGAUUAUUGCUAUUAUUAUUGUUAUGUUUUAAUCUAUUUUUUCUGCUGUAGUAUUUGAACUUUGAUACGAGUCUGUCGGCCGUGAGCCUUUGCAACGUCACCUUCAUCCUUCAUCCACUCAUAACCUCCAGACUCCCGUUCAGAAGGCCUGCAUUCAUGCUCUCACCUGCAGCCUCCGCUGCAGAGGAGUGAGAGGUCAAAAGUCAUUUCACCAGCUGGAUCUGCGUUACAUCUGUCCAGUCUUUUGACCCAGAACGUCCCGUUGUCCCGGCGGUGGAGCUGUAACUGUUUUGACUGAGGAUGCUGAAGCUUUCUGGGGAAUUUGAAAGGUUGAAAAUCGCUGGCUUUGCAAAUAAUUGUAGGAUUUUUUCACAUAAACUUCUACAUUUUGUACUGAAACCCUUAGCUAUAUUGUAAGAAAACUAAGUGGUUUUUUAGCAUUUGUAAUACUUUAAAAAUUUGCAAAGCCUUGCCAAGAAUACCUUUAAAAUGUUCCUACGAAGCUUAAAGCAAUUCUCUGGUCUUUUAAUCCAAUAGAAAGUGACAUAUCCAGCAAACAGGCGAAACAAUCUGUGAGAUUGUCUGAACGUCCUUAUAAGGCUAAAACGGUGAUGUUUACUGAGCCAGGAUGACGCUCUGGAAAGGACAUGUUGAGUUGUGUCUUUCUAAAGACGGCAGACUAAACUGGCACUCAAACAUCCUGCGAAGCUUUUCCUCCCCGAUCUAAGACAGGAAACGAAAUCCUCUCCUGUAAAACUGUGACAGUUCUUCACCGCUAGGUUUUACAUUAAAUACUCCAGUAUUUAGGUUAACCUCUUUAAAUAUUCCUCAACAGAAAAUGAAACCAUUUUAUCAGGCCACAAAACGUUGAUGCAGUUUUCUUCACCUCAACAUUCUGGUAUUUAAAAAAGAAACAACAUAAAAUGGUAGAAAGUUCCAGGUUAACUUCGCUUUGGCUUAAUAUCCUGAUAUGUUUGUCAAAUUUGACACCCAAGAUAUCCUGCCUCUGAGACUUGAUUGUUACCAAUUAGUCUUUACAAUUAAAUCAAGUCAAAUAUUUCACUCUUGAAGAAACAUUUUCUGUUUUCAACAGAAGUUCUGACUUUUCAAUCCAUCCUGUAACAAACUUCAAACACAGAAACAUCUGUGUUGGAUUUAUGCAGCUGUAUAUAAAGCAGCAACACCAGCAGACAUCUGGAAAUCAGCAAACAUGAAAAAUCAUUCAUAUUUAAAUGAAACGUCAGGGGGCCAAGAACUCAGCCUUGAGGUUCACACAUACUAGUUCUUGGAAAUGAUUUCAUGUCGUUUAUAGUAACACACUGCUCACAAUUUACAAAAUAUAAGUAAGACUUCUUUAAACUUAGAUUUGAAGACAUCGUUAUUUCUGAACGAGUGUCAUGAAUUAAAGUGCCAAAUACGUGUUAAAAUCUGAAAUUGUUGCUACUCCGACGUCACCAGACCUAAAAAUGGAUAAAACCCGGAGCUGUUUCCACCAGAGGUACUUUGUUUGGGAAAAGAAACUGAUUUGAUUAAUCCUUUUUGUUAGCAUGUUUGUUAGCAUCCCAUCUGUGUAGCUCUGGAGGACACUGGAAACUAGAAAGUUCAGUGGCAAGCAGGAAUCCAUGUUGUAGCUUUGAUUAAUGUUGAAUUAAAAAAAAGUAAAAUAGUUUAUGAAGUAGUUAUUCUCCUAUCUUUGCGACGUAAUGGGUUCAGAUUCUGCUUGUGACCCGGUUGUCCACCAGUUCCACCCAGGCUCUAGUAAAACUGAUGUCUUUGCAUUGUUGGAGAGUAAAAUACCGAGAAUACCAGCAACCUAAACUCCGACCGCCAGGCCUUCCUGUUCCCUCCUGUGCAUAAAUGCAGGUUUAAGUGUCGUCACCUCACCGUCCGUCUCCAUCCACCGACACACGGCGUCUUCCUUCCAGCACCGUUGAACCGUAGCAGAAACAAACAUCCGAGGACGGUUGUGUGUCACUUGAUUAUGUUUCUUUUCUUCCUCUCUUGACUCAGUAAAUUGCAUGUCUGUGGUUGGGUGAACCUGUAGUCCUGUCUUUUUGGUCAAGUGGAAAAAAAAAACAAACAAAAAAAAAAAUAAGUAUUGAUAAUUUCUCAGUCUGCAUCCAUGCCAACUGCGAUCGAUAUUCUCAUUCCAUGUCUCACCGCAGCUAUUUCUACAUGUUCAUUCAAGCAAACAGACAAAAAAAAAUGAUAUGGAAAUUGAUGCGUUAAAAUUAUAUGUACUUGUAUAAAUGGUGCAACAGUAAUAAAAUGUCAGAAAUUGACUUAAA